GUGCUGUCACCCCAGACAAAAACGAAUCCGCAUGAUCUGACUCUCAUUUCAACCCAAAGUGCGAACGGUCUGCUUGAAAUGUCUGACCAACAGGGGAAGGCGAACAAGCUGGCUGGCGCUGUAAUGUUAGGAAAGUCGACUUACAAUGCACAAACAUUGCUAGAGUUGCAUUGUUGCGGGUUUGGCUAGUACCAAGAGCCAAUUCUCCAGCAUCGAGCUGAAGCUUGUUCAACGUCCAGCGUUCGGCCCCUAGGACUGAUCAAGCGAGCAGUUGGCUUGCUGGCCGCUUGAGUGCUUCUUGCCGUUUAGUUUCUCGAUGCCAUCACCGACUGUUCGGACCCAUUCUUGACUCUGUGUCGGCCCAGUGACUGAGUCAGCGAAGUCAAUAAAUAUGUUUCUUGCCGUUCGGGCGUAAGCGCUGCAUAUGUCGUCCCUGUUGCGAUUACCUCUUUCUCCUGGCCUUUCAUGCGCUAUUUCCCAGGCUACUCUGCUCUGUCAAUAUAUGAAUGUUGCUUUCUGCUCCCAGAGGCCAUCAGAGCGAAGCUCAACUCGACUCCUCGACCAAUAGAGAUUAUAUCGAAACGCGAAGGUCGUGUGAUCUGUGUCGAAAAGGCUUUCUGCAAGGGCCGCAAAGCUCUUGACCUCGUGCGCAGAUUCAGCACUACUCCGAUCCCAGGCGCACCGGCAGAGUGGGAUGAUACGCUCGGUGUAUGUCUAGACCUGGAAUGGUACAACCAACCUCCCGAUAGCCCGGUGAAGAUCAUCAAUGAGUGUAGUCUAGCCGUCUCUCCGAUGAAGAAGCUUCGUGACUGCAAGAGUCAAAGUGAUUCUGGAGAUCUCAUUCGAAACUUUGCGGUAUAUUACAUCCCCAUCGUGGAGAUGUGUCACAUGCGGAACAAGGGGAAAGACAAAUCUGGUAUACCUUUCGAUCAUUCCGAGCCGAACCCAAAGUUUUGUCAAACGCGCUUCGUUACGAAGUCUGCGGCCCAAGCAGUCCUGGUCAAGUUUCUCGGUUUUCAGCGCUGCGACGAUGGGUCGAAGAGGCCAGUAAUUUUCUUUGGUCAAGGCCUGAAUAAUUAUGAGCGCCAGCUGGAGCAGCAAUGGGGCCUUAACACCACUAAGCUUUACAGUGUCGUGCUCACGAUCCGAUCGCUUAGAGCACUGGCGAGCCACGCUGGUACCGUCGCUGCACCAGAUAAAGAACGCGGUAAAAGUUUGCCGAGGUUCGUCGAGCUUCUUCGUGGACUCCAAGUCAACACCACCAGCAUCUGGAUGCACAGCAGCUCCAACGAUGCAGUGUAUGGGAUGACACUGUUCUUUUUCGUCGUCCUCUUCCCAGUACUGUAUCUGGGUGCGCCUCCUGAUCAAUUCCCAUGGGACUGCACUAUCGCCGGCCGCUCUAUCCAUGCUAUAUGGACCGAUCUUGCUGAGGAGAAGAAGACUAUCCCGCCGCAGACGUGGGGCACUGCUCAGUUUUGUUGGUACUGUGAAAAGGCAGACGUGCAUUAUGCCAACGCGUGCCAUGUGAAGGAGACUAUCGAGUGCGACAUUUGCGCGAAAGCUCCUGGCCCUGAGAACAAGCGCUUCCGUAGCAAGCAGUAUCGCUUUGGCCAUCAGACUAGUCGGUGUACCCGUUCAGUUCAGGCACAACAUUCCACCCCUGCCUGCAUUUAUUACGGACAACCUAGACCACGAAGAGCAGCGUGCUGUCUCUCGAGCUAAGGCUAGCGACGAUGUUGCAAUCGGUGGACGGAUUCUAUUCGACAAGCUUCUAGCACCUGGGUAUCCAGGCAAGAUUGGCGAUCGCGAGUUGGAUGCCGAGGACGAGCGUCGCGCUGGGGAGCAAAAGAUGCUGUGGAGCUUGAACGAUCCUACCGACGACGAUUUUCUCUUGACGAUGAGUAGUACGGAAGUUGGUGUGUGCCAAUCGAGUCGAUUUUGGGUGUAUAUUCAGCCUUAGGCUCGGGGCUCAUAAACGAGAGGAUUGUUUGC
Alternaria rosae is the source of this 1992-nucleotide messenger RNA. RefSeq lists its product as uncharacterized. NCBI's taxonomy places the organism in Eukaryota, Fungi, Ascomycota, Dothideomycetes, Pleosporales, Pleosporaceae. Bases 466 to 1722 code for a protein of 418 amino acids. The transcript is spliced from 2 exons. The record is from RefSeq and is a predicted model, not a curated record.